Messenger RNA from Myotis brandtii (Brandt's bat), 2204 nucleotides. It is a transcript of the gene EARS2, whose product is annotated as glutamyl-tRNA synthetase 2, mitochondrial. The record is from RefSeq and is a predicted model, not a curated record. Lineage: Eukaryota; Metazoa; Chordata; Mammalia; Chiroptera; Vespertilionidae. The coding region runs from base 84 to 1670 and encodes 528 amino acids. Gene Ontology annotation, molecular function: glutamate-tRNA ligase activity; ATP binding; tRNA binding. Gene Ontology annotation, biological process: glutamyl-tRNA aminoacylation. The transcript is spliced from 9 exons.
AAGGGGCGGGGUGGGGCCCAGUGUGGCGGAAGCGGAUUGGCUGGGAGGCGUCCCGGAAGUGGUUCUCGGAGAAGCCCACGUGGAUGAGUCGAACCCACAUGGCGGUGCUCUUGAGGACGCUGCUGCAGCCAGGGAGGCCCCCGGGAGUCUUGGGGCGCUCCCUGGGACGGCGUGAGGCCAGCCUGGGCACUGGUUCUGGGGCUGCGGUGCGAGUGCGGUUCGCCCCCAGCCCCACAGGCUUCUUGCACCUGGGUGGCCUCCGCACUGCCUUGUACAACUACCUCUUUGCCAAGAAGCACGGAGGGAGCUUCAUUCUGCGGCUGGAGGACACGGACCAGACCCGCCUGGUGCCCGGGGCAGCGGACAACAUUGAGCACAUGCUGGAGUGGGCAGGCAUCCCCCCUGAUGAGAGCCCACACCGGGGAGGCCCCAGGGGGCCCUACCUGCAGUCCCAGCGGCUGGAGCUGUACGCCCAGGCCGCGGAAGCUCUGCUGAAGACCGGGGCUGCUUACCCCUGCUUCUGCUCUUCACAGCGGCUGGAGCUGCUGAAGAAGGAGGCCCUGAGGAGCCGGCAGACACCCCGGUAUGACAAUCGGUGCCGGAACCUGAGCCAGAGGCAGGUAGCUGAGAAGUUGGCCAAGGACCCCAAGCCUGCUAUCCGCUUUCGCCUGGAGGAGGAGGCACCAGCCUUCCAGGACUUGGUAUACGGCUGGAAUCGGCAUGAAGUGGCCAGUGUGGAGGGGGACCCGGUCAUCCUGAAGAGCGAUGGCUUCCCCACCUACCACCUGGCCUGCGUGGUGGAUGACCACCACAUGGGCAUCAGCCACGUGCUGCGUGGCUCGGAGUGGCUGGUCUCCACUUCCAAGCACCUGCUGCUCUACCAGGCCCUGGGCUGGCCGCCACCUCGCUUUGCCCACCUGCCCCUGCUCCUCAACAGGGACGGCAGUAAGCUGUCCAAGAGGCAAGGGGACAUUUUCCUGGAGAGUUUUGCUGCUGCCGGCUUCCUACCAGAUGCCUUGCUCGACAUCAUCACUAACUGUGGCUCAGGGUUCCCAGAGAACCAGAUGGGCAGGACCUUGCCAGAGCUGGUAGCACAGUUUGACCUGACCCGGAUCACCUGCCACUCGGCCCUGCUAGACCUGGAGAAGCUUCCAGAAUUCAACAGGCUGCACCUUCGUCGGCUGGUGAGCAAUGAGACCCAGAGGCGCCAGCUGGUGGAAAAGCUGCAGCUGCUCGUGGAGGAGGCAUUUGGGAGCCAGCUGCCAGACAGGGCUGUCCUGGACCCAGCCUAUGUGGAGAGGAUCAUCUUGCUGAGACAGGGUCACAUUUGCCGCUUGCAGGAUUUGGUCUCCCCAGCACACGCCUUCCUGUGGACUCGUCCUGCUGUGGGUCGCACGCAGCUGGGUGCCAUCUCAGAGCAGGUGGAUGUGAUUGCCAAGCGCGUGCUGAGGCUUUUAGAAGGACCUGGCGCCAGCUUAACUCAGGACGUGCUGAACGCAGAACUGAAGAAGCUGUCCGAAGGUCUGCCCGGCACCAAGCACAGUAACGUGAUGAAACUCCUCCGAGUGGCCCUCAGUGGACAGCCGCAAGGACCGCCUGUAGCUGAGAUGAUGGUGUCCUUGGGACCAAAAGAAGUGCGGGAACGCAUACAGAAGGUGCUGUCCAGCUGACGGGAGAUGUGCCCGGCGGUGGAGGUGGCUAGGGACCUGUGCGUGUGGAGACGGCCUUCGGAGGAGGAGUGGGUCCUGGGACCCAUCGGGAACUUGUAACAGGAACCAGAGUCUGGGUGCACACAGUGAACACAUGGCUCCACGCAGCCCCGUCCUCGCCCGCUGGCGGGGAAGCCCAGCAUCUUCUCAGCUCCCUGAGUCUAGAGAGGAAGGCUCAUGUCUGGCUCCGAUACCACACUGCAUGGCAGAGGUUUCAAGCUGGUUCCUAGAACAGUCCAGAGGGCUCUUGUUUAGGCCGCCCGAGCUGCGUGACAAGAAGCCACAGAGUUGGGGGCUUAAACAACGGAAAAUUACUUUCUCACUGUUCAGGAGGCUGGAAGUCUAAAAGGCAGGUUUCUUUGCUCCUUGGCUUGCUGAUGGCUGCUUUCUGCUGUCCGUACUGGUCAUCGCCCUGGGUGUGCCCGUGGUGCCUCUGGGUGUCCAAAUGUCUUCUUAGGACAGCAGUCAGAUGGGAUUAGCACCCACCCUGACAGC